AUGACCGAUCAGCUGACAUUCGUUACCCUCGACGUCUUCACGACUACGCCGUUCAAGGGUAAUCCCCUUGCCGUCGUUCACUUGCCUCCGGGGUUAUCGAUCUCUCAGACCCAAAAGCAGACUAUCGCCCGGGAAUUCAACCUCUCCGAAACGGUGUUUAUCCACGAUGUCGACAGCAACGACCAAGGCCGAUCCAGCCGGCACAUCGACAUAUUCAUGACGGACAGAGAACUUCCCUUUGCAGGCCAUCCCACAGUCGGCACGGCUGCCUACCUCCGGCUGCAGGGUGUCAGCGAGCUCAUCACCAAGGCUGGAUCUGUUCCUAUCCGGUUCAACCCAGACGAAGGCCUGGUUAGUGUCUCUGUCCCCCACGACACCUACCUCAAUUCAAAGUCUUUGAUCAACAUUGAACCGACCCUUAACACCGAUCGCCUCCAUCCCAACCCUGAAAUCCGCUUGGCAGAACUCAAAGCACCGCUCUUCAGUAUUGUCAAAGGCGUAACCUUUAGCCUUAUUCGUCUGGCAUCCCUAGACCAUCUGUCCCAAAUCUCCUCGGGCGCCUUCCCCUGCGAAUCGGAAGACGUCAUGGACGCAGUGCGGAGCGAAACGUAUAUUGGGCGGUAUUAUUAUUCGCUCAUGGAGACGAGUAUCUCGAGUGGCGGUGUGAGGACGGUUGAGUUGAGGACGAGGAUGGUGGAAGCCAAGAUGGAGGAUCCAGCUACUGGGUCAGCAGCGUCUGCGUUGACCAGUUAUCUUGCGCUCAAGGAGUACAGUGAGACUGAUAUUCGGUUUAAUAUCACACAGGGCGUUGAGAUGGGACGGAAGAGUGAGAUUGUAGUCGAGGUCAAGGUUAAUAUUGGAAAGAAUGGAGAGAGGAGUGUAAACGAGGUACAGCUUGGGGGCAAGGCAAAGCAGAUUACGAAGGGAACUAUUAUCAUCCCGCUUGUUUAG
Messenger RNA from Fusarium sp. VM40, 951 nucleotides. Lineage: Eukaryota; Fungi; Ascomycota; Sordariomycetes; Hypocreales; Nectriaceae. The record is from the annotation of a GenBank genome assembly.